This is a messenger RNA of Protopolystoma xenopodis, 459 nucleotides long. The record is from the annotation of a GenBank genome assembly. Lineage: Eukaryota; Metazoa; Platyhelminthes; Monogenea; Polystomatidea; Polystomatidae.
AUGCUCCAUUUAGUUUUAAUGAACCUCCAACAAAUGUCUCUGGUUUCAACUAGUGUGAAAGCCACUGGUCAGGCAAGACGUGGGUUUGCCUACAAGAGCACAUCUUUCACAUUCGUGCCAUCCCAUCCGCUCCGCUCCACUCCACUUUUCAUUGCCUCCUAUCCGUCUCACAUGCUCUCUCCUCCGCUGGCCCAUUCAACUUUCUGUUGCCCUCUUUCGCACAUCUGCAUUUAUGUAUGCCUGCCUGCAUGCAUGCAUGCAUGCAAGAAGUCUACAAGAAGUCUACAAGAAGUAAGUACACCCAUAAUCUCUCGCUCGGUCUGCCCUAUGGAGACCUCGAAAGUCCAGUUCCAACUCAAAUUCGGUCAGCAUAUGUUCUCAUCAAAAAGCCUACCGGUCACAUUGUCUCCACCUGCCCAGGCGGCACAUGCGUCCACGUGUACGCUUGCGAAUGGAUGA